Messenger RNA from Rhinichthys klamathensis goyatoka, 941 nucleotides. RefSeq names its product electron transfer flavoprotein subunit beta lysine methyltransferase (gene etfbkmt). Bases 109 to 879 code for a protein of 256 amino acids. The transcript is spliced from 3 exons. NCBI's taxonomy places the organism in Eukaryota, Metazoa, Chordata, Actinopteri, Cypriniformes, Leuciscidae. Gene Ontology annotation, biological process: peptidyl-lysine trimethylation. Gene Ontology annotation, molecular function: protein-lysine N-methyltransferase activity. The record is from RefSeq and is a predicted model, not a curated record. Gene Ontology annotation, cellular component: mitochondrial matrix.
CAGUGACGUCCCACAAGUGUCAAGCGCGUCUGCGCAUGCGUGACAGACAUGCGGAUAGAAGAAAUGUAAACAUUACAAGGAUAUUUGACUAGUUUCAGCAUUGACAACAUGUACAGAGGAAUAAUCAUGUGGUUCCGCGGUCAGGACACUGCAUUUCAAAGAGGAAUGUGUUGUUUAAUGCGUCUAUACGUAAGCAACGUCAGAUCAGAGGACGAUAUAAAGAACUUCAUUAUAGACAACACAGAAGUAGUAAGCAGCCAAAGUUUAACCCCAGAGAUUUCUUUAAGACUGUUCACACCCACCUGCCGGUUUUGGACGGAGAAACCUGAAUUGUGGCCUUUCCCUGACCCGUACUGGGCAAUAUAUUGGCCCGGUGGACAGGCGCUGGCUAGGUAUCUCUUGAAUAACCCCGAGGUGUGUGGAGGCAGGAAGGUGCUGGAUCUUGGCUGUGGUUGUGGAGCAUCAGCCAUUGCAGCCAGACUCAGUGGAGCUUCCCAUGUGGUGGCCAAUGACAUUGAUCCAAUUGCUGCCAUUGCCACAAAAAUGAACUGUGAACUGAACAACGUGGACCCUUUACCUUGUGUGACAGAAAACAUGAUCGGUUCAAAGCCUGAGGCCUGGGAUCUCAUUCUUCUAGGAGACAUGUUCUAUGAUGAAGGUCUGGCUGAUCAUCUGCAGGAGUGGCUCCAGACGUGUAUAAGCACACAUGGAACACAUGUGCUCAUUGGUGACCCAGGACGGGCUCAAUUUGAAAGCCAUGACAUUAGAAAAUUAUUACAUCAGCGGGCUUACUUUGAGCUACCAGACUCAGUUAAAGAGGAGAAUUAUGGACUAACAAGUAGCACAGUGUGGUGCUACAACUACAAACCUAAUCUUUAACAGCUAAUGCAUUCAUGUGUAUGUAAACCAUGUACAUAAUUAAAUCAAUUUAAAAAAAUUAC